ACGAAGCGAUAGUUGAGAUCAGAACGGAAUCUUUCAGGAUGGACAUUGAAAUUAAGGUUUUGAAAGUGCGCCAGUCGGGACUGCCCCGUAGUUUGGCUAGAUGUGGUUGGGAAAGAGAAAUACGGCUUUAAUCGACACAGGAAGUGUGGCAUUUAGAGGCUAAAUUCGGGAUUUAAUUUUGAUUGGUUGAGGUGAGAGGCGUGGCUUCGUCCUUAGGCUAUGAUUGGUCAGAACUUAAUGAGGUUGCAGGAUUGGUGAAUGAGCUUCUGAAGCAGACGGAAGUGUGGUCUGCCGAAGCCCUUGGUUACGCAGUGAGUGGAAGCGUGCCUGUGUACACGGCACGUAGGAUCUACAGAGCAUCUGGGAAUAUUGGCUCCCCAGAUUUGACAACCUUAUCUAAUCUGAGUGGGAUUCUAGUCUCAGGACAGAUUCUUAGACUUUCAUACGGAAGAGUGGGUGCCACGGGUCGGCUGUGGGUCUGGCAGCAGGCUCCACAGGUCGGAUCCUGGCGAAGGUUCCCGGCCGCGUCGAGGUUGCUGAGGACGACUAGGUCUUUCCCCCAGGGCCAUGGCGGACUCGAAGCUCUUGGUGCCCGAGCUAAGCGAGGCAGAGAAGAUGGGCACUGAGACCGCGCGUUUCGAGGAGCUACUGCGGCAGGCCUCCCAAGAGCUCCAGCAAGCCCAGACAAGCAGACCAGACUCCACACAGAUCCAACCUCAACCUGGUUUCUGCAUAAAGACCAACUCCUCCGAAGGGAAGGUGUUCAUCAACAUCUGUCACUCUCCUUCCAUCCCUCCUCCGGCUGAUGUGACCGAGGACGAGCUGCUUCAAAUGCUGGAGGAAGACCAAGCCGGCUUUCGCAUCCCCAUGAGCCUGGGAGAGCCUCAUGCUGAACUGGAUGCAAAAGGCCAGGGUUGUACCGCCUACGACGUAGCGGUGAACAGCGACUUCUACCGGAGGAUGCAGAACAGCGAUUUCUUGCGGGAGCUCGUGGUCACCAUCGCCAGGGAGGGCCUUGAGGACAAAUACAGUCUCCAGCUGAAUCCAGAGUGGCGCAUGUUGAAGAACCGACCUUUCCUGGGCUCCAUCUCCCAGCAAAAUAUCCGCUCCCAACAGCGUCCUCGGAUCCAGGAGCUGGGAAACCUGUACACUUCCGACCCCCCGAGACCUGAGGCAGGCCCUGAGAAGCCUCACCUGAACCUUUGGCUGGAAGCCCCUGACCUCCUCUUGGCUGAAAUUGACCUCCCCAAACUGGAUGGAGCUCUGGGGCUGUCGCUGGAGAUUGGGGAGAACCGCCUGGUGUUGGGGGGCCCCCAGCAGCUGUACCAUCUGGAUGCCUGUAUCCCCCUGCAGAUCAACUCUGAGGAGAGCAGGGCAGCCUUCCAUCGGAAGAGAAAGCAAUUGAUGGUGGCCAUGCCCCUCCUGUCGGUGCCUUGACCUGGUUUCUUUCCGUGAUCCUCAGUGGAGAGAAGAGGCUGGUGGCUUCUCUAAAAUGGAAAUAAAAGAUGUUUGUCUUUGU
This is a messenger RNA of Hyaena hyaena (striped hyena), 1519 nucleotides long. RefSeq names its product PIH1 domain containing 1 (gene PIH1D1). Lineage: Eukaryota; Metazoa; Chordata; Mammalia; Carnivora; Hyaenidae. The coding region runs from base 568 to 1437 and encodes 289 amino acids. Gene Ontology annotation, cellular component: R2TP complex; cytoplasm; ribonucleoprotein complex. The transcript is spliced from 9 exons. The record is from RefSeq and is a predicted model, not a curated record. Gene Ontology annotation, biological process: rRNA processing; box C/D snoRNP assembly.